AUGAGUCGGACCGAGGCCGAUCUGGCCAUAAAUAUCCGCAAGGCGACAAGUAUUGAGGAAACCGCGCCCAAACGAAAGCAUGUGCGAAGCUGCAUUGUGUACACGUGGGAUCACAAAUCGUCAGCGGCCUUCUGGGCGGGUAUGAAAGUACAGCCUGUGCUCGCCGACGAGGUCCAAACGUUUAAGGCACUUAUCACCAUCCAUAAAGUCCUCCAAGAGGGACAUCCGAUCGUGGUUCGCGAGGCACAGCAACACUCCAACUGGAUUGAUAGCUUAAUGCGAGGUGUUGGGGGUGAAGGGGUCCGAGGAUAUGCGCCAUUGAUCCGCGAAUAUGUCUUUUUCCUCGAGUCCAAGCUCUCCUUCCACCGCAAUCAUCCUGAGUUCAACGGUCUCUUCGAAUACGAGGAAUACAUCAGUCUCAAGACUAUCAAUGAUCCAAACGAGGGAUAUGAGACUAUCACUGAUCUUAUGACUUUGCAAGAUCAGAUCGAUGGUUUCCAAAAGCUGAUCUUUUCGCAUUUCCAAUCGGGUACACACAACGAAUGCCGAAUUUCCGCACUGGUACCUCUUGUCCAGGAGAGUUAUGGCAUCUACAAAUUUAUCACAAGCAUGUUGAGAGCCAUGCAUACCACCACCGGAGACGACGAUGCUCUCGAGCCACUCCGUUCUCGCUAUGAUGCGCAACACCAUCGGCUUGUUCGCUUUUACUACGAAUGCUCCAACCUCCGUUACCUGACGAGUCUGAUCACCAUCCCCAAAUUGCCUCAGGAUCCACCUAAUCUCCUCGGAGAGGAGGAGGACCGUCCAGCACUGCCCAAGCGACCGACAAAGGAAGUCGAGCACCAGCCGUCACCCCCGCCAAAGGUCGCAGCCGAACCGGAACCAAUUAGCGACUUCUGGACCAACGAGGCUAAGCGUCAGCAAGAAGAAUACGAAGCGGAACAAGUUCGUCUGCAACAGCAGUGGGAUGAGCAGCAACGGCAGCAAAUGCUCGCUCAGCAGGCCCAGCGUGAUUUCGAGGAACAGCAACGUCUUCAGGCCGAGCAGCAACGCCUGGCCCAGGAGCAGCUUCUUCGGGAUCAAUUCGCCUCGCAGACACAAGGUCGUCUCGCCGAACUCGAGCAGGAAAACCUAAAUGCGCGAGCUCAGUACGAGCGUGAUCAGCUUAUGCUUCAACAGUACGAUCGCCGCGUCAAGGAUCUGGAGGAGCAAAUGAACCAGCUGAAUGCGAACAUGAAUUUGCAGAAUUCGUCCAAGGACGAGCAGAUCCGGGCUCUGCAGGAACAAGUGAACACAUGGCGGACCAAGUACGAAGCUCUGGCCAAGUUGUACUCGCAACUUCGCCAGGAGCAUCUGGAUCUUCUGCAGACCACCAAGAGUCUGAAGCUCAAAGCUGCUUCUGCGCAAGAAGCCAUCGAGCGCCGUGAAAAAUUGGAGCGCGAGCUGAAGACCAAAAAUCUGGAGCUUGCUGACAUGAUUCGCGAGCGUGACCGUGCUCUCCACGACAGGGAUCGUCUGACCGGUACAAACAAGGAUGAGUUGGAGAAAGUCAAGCGCGAGCUCCGUAUGGCUCUCGAGCGUGCUGAGAAUGCCGAGCGGUCCAAAGGAAAUGAGAUUUCCGCUAUGCUGUCCAAGUACAACCGCGAGAUGGCAGAUCUGGAAGAGGCUCUUCGCAACAAGACUCGAGCGCUCGAGGACAUCUCCAGCCGCAACAAUGAGCGGUCGAGUGACCACGAUCUGGCUCUCCGCGAAAAGGACGAGGAGAUCGAGGUGUACAAAUCAGGCAUGGAGCAGGCGUUGAUGGAGCUGGAAGAGCUGAAGCUUAGCCAAGGUGACGUUGAUCAUGCGUUGGACAGUCAGAUUGACACGGUCCUUCACGGAACCGUCACCAAGAUCAACGACAUUAUUGACUCGGUGCUGCAGACUGGAGUGCAGCGUGUCGACGACGCUCUGUACGAGUUGGACUCUUCCAUGCAAGCUGGUAACCAGAACGCAUCGCCACCUUACGUUCUGUCACAGAUCGAGAAGGCCUCGGCUUCUGCCACAGAAUUCUCGACUGCCUUCAACAACUUCAUUGCCGAUGGUCCGAACAGUCCCCAUGCAGAGAUUAUCCGCACUGUCUCCGUGUUCUCUGGCUCCAUUGCUGAUACAUUGAGCAAUACCAAGGGUCUGUCACGAUUUGCUAAUGAUGACAAGAGCUCCGACCAACUGUUCAACGCGGCGCGCAAGUCCGCUCAGGCAACUGUGCGCUUCUUCCGAGGACUACAGUCUUUCCGACUCGAAGGGAUGGAGCCUCUGCAGAAGACCGACGUGGUCAUCAACAACAACCUGGAGGUCCAACGCGAUUUGCAGGCUCUUUCGAAGAUGGUGGAAGCGUUCCAGCCUAAGAGCAGCAAGAUCGCCACCAACGGUGACCUGGGCGACUUGGUCGAUCAGGAGCUUCUGAAGGCUGCGGACGCCAUUGAUGCCGCUGCGCAGCGUCUGGCCAAGCUUAAGAACAAGCCUCGCGAUGGCUACUCCACUUACGAGCUGCGUAUCAAUGACGCUAUUCUCGCUGCCGCCAUUGCGGUGACCAACGCCAUUGCCGAGCUCAUCAAGGCCGCUACCGAGUCUCAGCAAGAAAUUGUCCGCGAAGGUCGCGGCAGCUCAACGCGCACGGCGUUCUACAAAAAGAACAACCGCUGGACCGAAGGUUUGAUUUCUGCCGCCAAGGCCGUCGCAUCCUCAACGAACACUUUGAUCGAAACCGCCGACGGUGUGAUCUCCGGUCGGAAGACUCCUGAACAGCUCAUCGUUGCUUCCAAUGAUGUCGCCGCUAGUACCGCACAGCUCGUGGCCGCUAGCCGUGUCAAGGCCACCUUCAUGAGUAAGACUCAGGAUCGCCUGGAGGGUGCUAGCAAAGCCGUUGGUGCUGCGUGCCGCGCCUUGGUGCGACAAGUGCAGGAGAUCAUCAAGGAAAAACACAGCAGUGACGUCGAGGCGGAAGACUUCGCCAAGCUGAGCUCCCACGAAUUCAAAGUCCGCGAGAUGGAACAGCAGGUCGAGAUCCUCCAACUUGAGAACAGCCUUGCUCGCGCUCGUACACGUCUUGGUGAAAUGCGCAAGAUUUCGUACCAGGAAGAGUAG
Molecule: messenger RNA, 3126 nt
Organism: Penicillium oxalicum
Lineage: Eukaryota; Fungi; Ascomycota; Eurotiomycetes; Eurotiales; Aspergillaceae
Product: putative cytoskeleton assembly control protein Sla2
Exons: 12
Coding region: 1-3126 (1041 amino acids)
Biological process (GO): actin filament organization; endocytosis; clathrin coat assembly
Cellular component (GO): clathrin-coated vesicle; actin cortical patch
Molecular function (GO): phosphatidylinositol-3,5-bisphosphate binding; phosphatidylinositol-3,4-bisphosphate binding; clathrin light chain binding
Source: RefSeq, a predicted model, not a curated record